CAGCAGCUUGUCAGGAGUUUAAGUUUCUUUAGAUGCUGAAAAAAGCCGAGGCAAAGUGAGCAGAGAUCAACCAACUGAACAGAAAAUGACAGCUCCAGCAGCUCAAGAACUUGACGAGCGAUGUUUCCUGUCGGCGCAGUCCAUGCCCAGUCUGAAGGUAUCCGAACACUUCCAGGUGGUAAAGCUCCUGGGAGAGGGAUCCUACGGAAAGGUCAUGUUGGCUGUUCACAGAAAGAGAGGAACACCUAUGGCUCUGAAGUUCUUCCCUCGUCAGUCCACCACGCUCGCCUCUUUCCUGCGUGAAUAUAACCUCUCCCUUUCUUACUGCACCCAUCCUUCUCUGACACGGGCCCUGGGCAUCUUCUUUUCCACACCCACCUACUAUGUGUUUGCCCAGCAAGCUGGACUGUACGGUGACCUCUACAGUGUGAUAGUCUCAGAGGUCGGGGUGGAUGAAGAGUGUGUUCAGAGGGUGAUGUCUCAGCUGAGCGGUGCCGUUACACAUCUCCACUCCCUGGGCUUCGUCCACCGCGACAUCAAACCUGAGAAUAUCUUCUUGUGUGACAGUUCCUGUCGCUGGGUCAAACUGGGCGACUUCGGCCUCGCCCGGAGCGUCGGCACCACCGUUCGUGCCGUCUGGUACGAGUCUCCCUUCUGCACUCCUGAGGUGGAACCUGCCAAGGAGCCUCAGAAGGAGAGAGAGUGGGAUGAGACUGAGGAGGAGGAGGAGAUGGAGGACAUUUGGAUAACAGUGGAGACCUCUAUUGACAGCUGGGCCCUCGGUGUACUCGUCUACUGCCUCUUGACUGGCUGCUUCCCCUGGCAGGAGAGCACCCACGAUGACCGCGGCUAUCGCAAAUUCAAGGAGUGGUUCGACCGCGAGGCUGAAAAGGAGGAGAAGCUGAGGGACGGGGAGUGGAGGAGUGGAGAGGAGAUAGACAGUUACACAAUCAUGAAGGAGAACCGAAGGGACAAUCCUGUGCCCUCACAGUUUGAGGGCCUCAGCAUGCUGGUGAUGACUCUUUUGAAGGAGCUGCUCCACCCUGAGCCCAAGCAAAGAGGGAGCCCAGAGGAGAUCCUCAGCUACCUGGGAGGGCCGUGGCUGACGGAGACAGAAGUUGAGGAGCAGAGGAAGGCGGAGGAAGCAGAGAAGGAGGCCAGAAAAAUAAGAGAGGCAGGAGGUGUAGAAGAGAAGCUGCUGAGGGAAGGAAGAGGGGAGAGAUAA
Messenger RNA from Centropristis striata (black sea bass), 1225 nucleotides. RefSeq names its product SH3 domain binding kinase family, member 3 (gene sbk3). Gene Ontology annotation, molecular function: protein serine/threonine kinase activity; ATP binding. The transcript has 4 exons. Gene Ontology annotation, biological process: peptidyl-serine phosphorylation; peptidyl-threonine phosphorylation. Bases 86 to 1225 code for a protein of 379 amino acids. NCBI's taxonomy places the organism in Eukaryota, Metazoa, Chordata, Actinopteri, Perciformes, Serranidae. The record is from RefSeq and is a predicted model, not a curated record.